Messenger RNA from Amoebophrya sp. A25, 1132 nucleotides. The record is from the annotation of a GenBank genome assembly. NCBI's taxonomy places the organism in Eukaryota, Dinophyceae, Syndiniales, Amoebophryaceae.
UUCCGAAUCUCUAUCCAAGAAAAGGGGGAUGUUUUCCCGAGACUAUUUAAGGCAACCCAGUACAUCUAGUUGCGCAAACACCUACUUACCCAGUAGCAGUGGACCCACCUCUUGUGUAAAAUAUCCCCACUUGCUGCAGAUCAACAACAUGUCAGUAGAAGUAGAUACUUCUGCACAAAAUAACAAUGGCGCUAAGUCAGCUAAGAACUGCACGAGAACGGUCUCUAUGUGUUGUCGCCUCCUCGUCCUGGAAGUGCUUCGCUUAGCGACUUUUGUCACUUGUUUCCUCUUGGUUUUUCUGUCGUUUGGUUUCGUUUCAUGUGAUUCCCCGCGCCCCUCCAGAGUCCACCGCAUCAGCCUGCAAGUGUGUGCCUGGGGAUUCUGGAGGGGCGCGGGGAUUUGGAUGGCGCCCGGGGUUCUUGGCUCGCAAUUGGGGGAAGGUUUUCGCGAGGGGAGCGCAGUAGGCGGCGAGUGUUCUGCGGAUCCGUAUCAUGCCCGGAAAGGUUGAACUCUGUCCGGAUUUUUGCCGUCCUUCGUUGAAUUUUCUCCAAUGUAGAAAAUUAUCAGAAUAGACGCAAUAUUAAAAAACAAGAAGAGCGGGCAGCUUUAUACGACCAGUUGUAGAGUGGAUGAGGAUGGUUGUCUUACAACAAAAUGGGUGACGACAAUGAAGAGUCACGACAACAUAUUACAGCAAGGAAGAGAUGAGGGAGAAGAGCUAUCUUCACUCUACCUCUCAUUCUCUCCGGUGCUCAGUCACUCCUGCCUGGGCCUUGUGUUCAGUCACUUAGACGUCACUCUCCCAUCUCUCUCUCUUUUGUUUGCUCAGUAUGCUGAGCGGGUCCCUCGUAUUGUCGCGAGCGGUAGUAUUCCUAUUGAGGAGAGUGAUAUUCCACUACUCUCUUCUUUCCUCUUUGUUACUAACUGAACACUCACAGCGCCGUGGCACCCCGACUUUACAUCGAACCAGAAGAGUCAAAAGUAGUGGGGCUUGAAGAGUCAAAAGUAGUCAAUACUCACACAUCAAGGGGAACAACUUUUCACUUCUAUUGAGGAGAGUGAUAGUGGUAACCUCUAAACUACGCGAAAGACGGAGACGGACCGGACGCACUGGCGGACAAAUUUUUUAAUG